AUGAAGUAUAAUACGAGAGAACCAGUGCCUCUGGAGAUUAGAACAUUUAUAGAUGGCGUAAUUGCUACCCCUCUCGAAAAUAUAGAGGAGCCCCUAAAAUGUUUUGUUUGGAACUUUGAGAAGGGAGACUUUCAUCAUUGGGUUGAACUGUUCAACUGCUUUGAUAAAUAUUUUGAGAAACACAUAAAGUCAAGGAAAGAUUUGCUACUUCAGGAUGAUUUUUUAGAGCAUGAUCCGCCGUUCCCCCAAGAGGCUGUUCUUCAUAUUCUGCGUGUUAUCAGGAUAAUUCUUGACAACUGUGCCAAUAAACACUUCUAUGGUGUUUUUGAGCAUCAUCUCUCUUCUCUGCUUGCUUCGACUGAUGCGGAUGUGGUUGAAGCCUGUCUGCAAACUUGUGUAGCAUUCUUAAAAAAUUCAAUUGAAAAGCAUGCUAUAAGAGAUGCCUCUUUGAGAUCAAAGCUAUUUGCCUUUGCACAAGGCUGGGGUGGAAAAGAGGAAGGACUAGGAUUGGUUGCAUGUGCCUUAGAAAAUGUAUUUAACCCAAUUACUCAGAGUCAGGAAUUGGGUAGUACCCUAUAUUUUGAGUUCUAUGUAGAUAAUGAGUCUUCAAAGGGCUUACGGAUUAUCCAUUUGCCCCAACUUAACACUUACCAAAUAUCUGAUCGUGAACUUAUGCAGCAGUUAGUUAACGAAUAUAAAGUACCCGCUAAAUUUAGGUUUGCUCUUUUAACAAGAUUGCGUUUUGCACGAGCAUUUGGCUCGUUUGCUGCACGGGAAAAAUACAUGUGUAUUUGGCUGCUUGCAUUUCGGGUUUUUGUUCAAGCAUGUGGUGAUGAUGAUGGUUUGGUAGCUUUUUUCAACACCGAGCCUGGGUUUAUCAACGAACUGGUCAAACUUUUGACUUUUGAAGAUACGGUUCAUGAAGAAGUUCGAAUUCUAUGUCUUUCAUCAUUGGCUGCUCUUUGCCAAGAUCAGUUACGCCAGCCGACAGUGUUGUCGACUGUAACAGCUGGUGUACAUCAGGGCAUCCUAUCCAGCCUUACACAGAAGGCUAUUGAUGCUGUAGCUAGUAAAUUAUCUAGUUUGUCGGUGGCUUAUACCGAGGCUCUAAUUUCAUUGAUUACCAUAUUAGCCUCGAGUACUUCAGGCUGUUCUGCCAUGCGUGAAUCAGUGUUUAUACCGAUUCUUUUGCCACUUUUAAAAGAUACCGAUCCUCAACAUUUGCAUCUGGUCACCAGCGCUGUACAUUGUUUGGAAGCAUUUAUGAAUUACAGCAAACCGGCUGCUACUUUAUUCCGGGACUUGGGAGGGUUAAAUAAUACAAUAUACCGACUGAAAGAAGAAGUUUCUCAUGUUGAAAAUGGCACUUAUGUUAAUACAGAUAACAUGCAGCCUCUUUAUUCUGAUGCCCGGCGGUCUCUAAUGAAAGCUCUAUUACGUGCUAUAUCACUUGGAACAGCUACUCCCGGGACCACAUCUCAUCUAUAUCUUUCCGAUGAAAGUUUGUUACCAUAUUGCUUGUGUGCAAUUUUUAAAAAAGCCACAGCUUUUGGGGGUAGUGUCUUUUCACUUGUAUCAACUGUUAUGAGCAAUCGCAUUCACAAGGAACCUACAUGUUUUCCAACCUUAGAAGCAGCAGGGAUUCCAUCUGCAUUUUUAGCUGCUAUAGAUGAUGGUGUACCUUGCUCCUCUGAUGCCAUAACAUGCAUACCUCAAUGCUUAGAUGCAUUGUGCUUGAAUAAUAGUGGUCUCCAGGCUGUGGAAAAUCAUAAUUCUUUGCGAUGUCUUGUGAAAAUCUUUACAACGGGAAAUUAUGUAGAUGUCCUCACCGGUGAUGCUCUGAAUGCUAUGUCUACUGCUCUUGAUGAACUAGUAAGACAUGCUCCUUCUCUUCGUGGACAUGCGGUGGAUGCACUGAUCGAGAUUCUAAACACAAUUGAAAAGCUUGGUUCUGGUCCUAAAAUUGAAUCUGCUUCCAUGGAAACCGAUGCAGAAGAUAAAAAUCUUGUUAGUACGUCAUUACUGAAUGUUGAACAGUAUCUUCCCUUUUUUGUUAACCAUGCAGCUUGUUUGCUCGAAAGUAUGCUUAAGAGGUCUGAGACUUGUCGUUUGUUUAUCGAAAAGAAAGGAGUAGAUGAUGUUUUGAAGUUACUUACAUUGCCAUUGAUGCCUUUAUCUGUAUCUAUUGGACAAAGCAUCGCUGUUGCAUUCAAGAACUUUUCUGUAAAUUAUUCUAGAUCACUCGCUCGAUCAUUAUGUAAUUUUAUGAAGGAGCAUUUGAAAUCAACGAAUAAAUUAUUGGUAUCGCUUGGAGGUAUGCAGCUUUCUAAGGUUGAAGAUGAUAAGAGGUUAAAGGUGAUGAGGUGCCUUUCCAGUCUCGAAGGGAUCUUAUUGCUCUCGAUUUCUAUAACAAAGAGAAAUACUUUUUUGGUGUCUGAAUUGGGUAAUUCUGAUGGCGAAUUCUUUAGUGACCUUGGAGUUACUUUUAAGGAAUUACUUUGGCAACAAUCUAUGUGUUGUGACUUGAAGAUCGACGAGAAGCAGAAUGCUGAUGUGGAGCGUGCUGAAUAUGGUGAUGUUGAUGAUAUCACCACCCCGGGGCAGAGAAUUCCUGUUCCUGUUCGUAAUUUAGAGAGUGAAUUCCUUGUCCAACGCGGUGAAGUUUUCAGUCAACCCACUCAGCAAGCAUUAGUGGGUAGAAGAGUUGGAAGUACCAGGGGGCAUCUUGAACCUUCACGCAUUGAUUCCAAUUUUCUGAUUCAUUACACUGAGUCGACUUCCUCCAAAAUUCUCAAGAAGAAAACCCUGGAAAUUAUUGCAAUGGAUAUCCUUAACAAACUUGCUUCUACAUUGCACUCUUUUUUUAGUACUCUAGUAAAAGAAUUUACUUCAUCAUCUAACCGUCAAACGGCUGAAACAACAUCUAAGGAUAUUGGAACUGCUCUGGCAAAACUAUUUAUCCAGGCACUUAGUUUUUCAGGAAAUACUACUAAUGCUGAUCUUGAUAUAUUGACAUUGAAGUGUCGGUAUCUUGGAAAAGUUGUGGACCACAUAGGGAGAGUAACGUUUAAUAAUAGCCAGAGUACUUGUUAUACAGUGAUGGUAAAUAGUUUUUAUGCUCAAGGGGCGUUUAAGGAGUUGCUUAAUACUUUUGAAGCCACAAGUCAAUUGCUAUGGACAUUGUCACAUUCUGGUUCGAUGUCUGGCUUCAAGUCAUGCUUACUUAACACGUUAGACAGCUACUGUAAUGUUCUAGAGUUUUAUGUUAACUCUAGCUUUCUUUUACCUCCAGCCUUCACAUCUCAUUCUCAUUUAGUCAUACAGCCGGUUUCAGUUGGAUUGUCAAUUGGGUUAUUCCCUGUUCCUAAAGACCCAAAAGAGUUUGUUCGUAUGCUGCAGUCUCAGGUUCUAGAUGUCAUACUUCCCGUAUGGAAUCAUGCUCUUUUUCCUGGUUGUAAUCCUGGAUUCAUAAAUAAAGUUGUGACACUUCUUAACCACAUGUACAGUGGUGUUAGUGAUGUGAAGUGUGGGUCUGGCAGUGCCACCAAUCAGAGGCUUGGUGCUGCACCACCUCGUAAUGAAGCGACUAUUGCAACCAUUAUGGAGAUGGGUUUUACAAGGAGAAGGGCAGAGCAAGCAUUGGCAAGUGCAGAAGGGAAUAGUGUCGACAUGGCUAUGGAAUGGUUGUUUAGUCAUGCCGAAGAUCAUUUGCAGGAGGAGGAGGAUGAUGAAAUGGCAGAAGCACUUGCUUUAUCUCUUGGAAGCUCAUCUGAGACUGCUAAAUCCAAUAAUACUGAAACUUCAGGUGAUUCCCAAGCAGGCCUGGUGGAAGCAAAAGCACCAGCUAUUGAUGACAUUCUUGCUACUACCAUGAAGUUGAUUCAAAGUAGUGAUUGUACUGCUUUCCUUUUCACGGAUUUAUUUCUCACCCUUUGCAACAGGGAUAAAGGAGAAGAUCGACAAAAAGUGAUUUCAUAUCUAAUUCGACAGAUGAAGCUCUAUCCGCUUGAGACUUCAAAGGAGGUAACCGUACUCUGUACAAUAUCGCACACACUGGCUUUACUUCUUACUGAAGAUGUUAGCACACGAGAAAUCGCUGCAGAAAAUGGCAUUGUCUCUGUAGCAAUUGAUAUUUUGAUGGACUUUAAUUCAAGGAAUUCAUCCCGACAAGAGCUUCCAGUGCCAAAAUGUAUCAGUGCUUUGCUUCUAAUUUUGGUUAGUUUGUCGCAAUUGAGUCCCAAAAUGAUUUCUGAUAGAAUUAAAGGAAUAGCUCCAUCAGAAGAUGCUGAAAAGAAUCUUACUAAGAUAUAUGAAAAAUCUAUCGGCUAUCUGACUAUUGAGGAGGGUAAACUAGUAAAUGGUGGUGUGCCUGCUCUUUUUAGCAUACCAAGAACUUGCUUCUUCAUUUCAUAUGAUAGUGUGACAUCUGCUAUUAUUCAACACCUCAUAGAAGAUCCACAGACACUACAAACAACAAUGGAGUUAGAGAUUCGACAAACCCUGAGUGCCAUCAAAAAUCCUGGUCAUAUUCUGUCAUCAUUUUUGAAAUCAAUUGCUCCUUUAAUUUCUAGAGAUCCUGAGAUCUUUAUGAAAGCGGCUUUCACAGUUUGUCAGUUAGAGACUUCCGGUGGGAAAUCUUAUAUUUCAUUACGUAAAGAAAGAGAGAAAGAAAAAGACAAACUGAAGGUACCCAGUGUUGAAAUUGGAGUAUCCAAAUGCCAGAAGAAGAUUCCUGAUAGUGUUACUGAAGUCAUCCAUCAUAUGAUUGAAAUCCUAAUGAAAAGUCCUUUAUUAACUUCAGAGAAAUGCACGAAGUCUGCAAAUGCAAUGGAGGUUGACGAGUCUGCUACUAGUAAGGGUAAAAUAAAGGUUGAUGAGACUAGACUAGAAGAAUCAGAGAAUCUUCUAGAAAGAUCCACAGAGACAGUUAAGACGACUUUUGUCCUCAAGUUGCUGAGUGAUAUUCUGUUAAUGUCUACACCUGCGGUCGGAAUAGUUCUGAAACGAGAUCUCGAUAUGUGUCAGUUUUGUGGAUCUAAUGGGGUUGUUCAUCACGUUGUGCGUCAGCUUCUCCACCCACCUGUAGAUAAUAAAAUUGAAUCUGAUGUACCAAGAACAACUUUAUCGAAAAAUGCAUCUCGGUUUUUGGUAGUAUUGUGUGGCCGUUCUAGUGAAGGGCGUCGACGUGUUAUAAGUGAGCUUGUUAAAGUCUUAUGUACAUUUUCAGACUCUGCUAACAAUUCCUCAAAGGGCAGGGUAUUCCCUGACAAAAAGGUUUUUGCUUUUGUUGAUCAAGUGCAUUCCAUUUUUUCAAAAAGUUCAUCAUCCGGCAACUUAGUGGGUUCUGCAGAUAUAACUAAAGCGAUGAUUGAUGGAGGAAUGAUUCCAUGUCUUUCCACCAUUCUGCAGGUGCUGGAUCUUGAUCAUCCAGAGGCUCCCAAAGUUGUAAAUAUCAUUCUUAAAGUUUUGGAAGGCUUAAUAAGUGCUGCCAAUGCAUCAGAGCUAAGCUCCUUGUCUAAUGAGAAAAAAUCUGUUACUGAUAAUCAGAAAGGUGAAACUAAUCAAAAUGGUCAACAUGAGGUUACAGGUACCAACACUUCACAGCAACCUCCUGAACAAACAUCUGAUGGAGAAAGGGAUCAUAUUUCAAAUUUGAAUCAUCCGACAGUACGUGAAAUGAGACCCGAUAUGGAGUAUAUCGACAGUAGUGUUGUGUUACAGACUUCAGAACACUCUGAAAUGAAUUUCCAUGUGGGCGACAGGGGUGGCAAUAAUACUGGUGAUGAAGAUGAUAACAUGGGAGAUGAUGACAUGGGCAAUGAUGAUGAGGAUGAUGAUGAUGUUGACGGUGAUGAUGAGGACGAAGAUAUCGCAGAGGAUGGUCGUGCUUUGAUGUCCCCAGCUGAUACAGAUGGGGAAGAUCAUGAUGCAUAUAAUGUUGAUAUGGUUGAUGACUUCCAUGAAAAUCGUUCCAUUGAGAUGAGAUGGAGAGAGGCUAUUGUACUUGGGCAACCAAGAGGUGAUAGUGGACUUAUGGACAUGAUUGGUGGGCCCUUUCAAGGGGUGAGUCUUCAUGACCUUUCUGGUGUCAGAAGACUGGCAUUGGAACACUAUAUUCAGCCGAAUAGAACAUCAGAAUCUGGUACUGAGGCGAACGGUCUUCGACAUCCUCUUUUAUUAAGGCCAUCACAAUCACAAUCAAGUGAUAUCAGGCCAUCAGGUGGCAACUCUGAUGUGGCUCGAUAUAAUAUGUUUGAUGCUCAGGUUAUUCCCUUUGACCAUGUACGGUCUUCUGGUGUUGCACCGGCAUCAUUGGGUGUUUUUCCUGUUGGUCUACAGAGUACGUAUGCACCAGAAAGAAGAGGAAUAGGUAAUAGCCAGUGGGAUGAUGGUCAGCCACAAGAAGCAGACGCUGAUGUUAUAGCAAGGACUGUAGAAGACUCUUUUAUCGCUCAUUUACACAGUAAUACUCCAGAUAUUCCGCCACCUGAUGAUAAUCAACCGGAUGGCAACCCACAGCCAAAUGAAGGUGAUCAUGGUGAGAUUGAUCAGAAUACUACACAGUUAGAGCCGAAUCAAAUGGCGGAAGACUUUAUGAAUCUAGAACAAGCUCAUUAUGGUGUGGCUGGUGAACAAACUGGAGAAGAUCUACAAGCACCUGAGCCCAUCCUUGAUACUGUGGAUGCAUUAUCAAAUAGUCAAGAUAACAUGGAAAUUGGUGAAGGAAGUGGAAGCGUCAAUGACCAGGAAGUGCGGCAGGAUAGGAUGUCAGCAACUGACAAUGAGACAAGUAAUCAUGAUUUGGUAAAUGAGGGUGAUAAUGUGCCCAAUUUGGGUGAUUAUCAGGCACCAGUUGUUGAAAAUGCUGACGUCGAUAUGAAUGUUGCUGAUACUGAAGCAAAUGAAAAUGGGGAUCCUCUGCCUUUUAUGGAGGUGGAGUCAUCAUCUGAACAGAACGCUCAGGAUGGACAGGAUAACACUCAAACUGCUCAGUUUGAAGAAACUGGUCCAACUAUUUUAGCCCCUAAUGCAAACGGUAUAGAUCCGACUUUCUUGGAGGCUCUACCUGAAGAUUUGAGGGCAGAAGUUUUAGCUUCACAACAAGCUCAGUCUACCCCGGUUGCAAAUGGUCCAUCUGAUGUUUCUGAGGAUAUUGAUCCUGAAUUUUUAGCAGCUCUUCCUCCCGAUAUCCAAGCAGAAGUUCUAUCCCAGCAGCGUGCACAAAGGAUUGCACGACAAGCUGAAGGGCAACCUGUUGAUAUGGACAAUGCUUCGAUUAUUGCUACUCUUCCAGCUGACUUGCGUCACGAGGUUCUUCUUACAUCGUCAGAAUCAGUUAUUUCAGCAUUGCCCUCUCAAAUGAUAGCUGAAGCGCAAAUGCUCAGGGAUAGAUUUAUGAGUAACUAUCAAGCUCGUAGCUCGCACAUACUCAAUAACCAGAGGAAUGGCUCUGGAUUUGACAGACAGAUGGCAAUUAAUAGGGGUAUUGGCGUUUCAAUAGGACACAGGGCAUCUUCUACAAUUGCAAAAAGCUUCACAGUUAGAGAAAUUGAUGGGGAAGCACUUUUAGAUACUGAUGCACUAAAAGCAUUACUCAGGCUAUUACGACUAACACAGCCUCUUGAGAAAGGACUUUUGCAGAGGCUCUUGUUGAAAAUAUCUGCCCAUGCUUCUACUAGGGGGGUCCUUGUAUAUCUGCUACUCGACAUGAUCAAGUCAGAAACUGAAGGCCCAGUAGGAAGGUUGACUAGAAUAAAUUCCCAGCGACUUUAUGGGUGUCGGUACAAUGUUGUUUAUGGCCGAUCUCAACUUGUAGAUGGUCUUCCUCCUCUAGUAUUGACUCGGAUCCUUGAAGUUUUGACUUACUUGGCCACAAAUCAUUCACGUAUUGCUGAUAACUUGUUUUACUUUGACUCCUCACACAUUCUUAAAAAUAAUAAAGGGAAGAAGGAAAAGGUUAUUGAAGCAGAAGAAAUGCUACCUCCUGAAUUGUCAAUGGAAUACGAUGUUCCAAUUUUAUUGUUCACAAAGCUCUUGAAUCAUCGCAGUAUUGCCCAUCUAGAGAAGGUCUUGGGUCUGUUUCAAGUGAUUGUACACAAUGCAGCCUCGAAGUUAGAUAUUCAACAUGCAGUGACCAGUUCCCAAAAUCUUCCCUCUGAUGAAGCUACCGCUCAUGCUCAGAGAGACCCUUCUUUAGCCGGACAGGAUCCAGGUUCAGACAGCAAAAACUUCAGUGAUGGAUUAUCUACGUCAACUGAUCAGAAAGAUGUUAAGAUGUAUGAUAUCUUCAUAAAGCUACCACAGACUGAUCUACAUCAUCUUUGUACCUUGCUUGGCCACGAGGGGCUUUCAGAUAAAGUUUACACACUCACUGGGGAAAUACUGAAAAAGUUGGCAUCUAUUGCCCCCAUGCAUAGGAAAUUUUUUAUAGUAGAGCUUUCAGAUUUAGCUCUUAGUCUUAGCAGUUCAGCUAUACAUGAACUUGGCACACUUAGAAAUACACAAAUUCUGGGUCAUAGCACUGGAUCCAUGGCUGGGGCUUCAGUUCUAAGAACAUUGCAGGCACUUAACUCUCUCACAGAACUUGGUAAUACUGAAACUAAUGAUGUGAAUUGUGACGAGGAUCAAGUUCAUGCCACAAUAUGCAAAUUAAACAUUUCACUUGAGCCCUUAUGGCAAGAAUUGAGUGAGUGUAUAAGUGUCAUUGAAUCGCAUCUGGGUCAGGGCUCGUCGUCCUCAAGUCUGGUGAACGGGGAUGUAGGCGAUCCUCCCCUUCCUCCAGAAACUCAGAGACUAAUGCCUUUUGUUGAGGCUCUGUUAGUUUUAUAUGAGAAGAUUCAAGUAAACAGCUCCCAUAUACAAGAAGAUGAUGUUUGUGCAACAGCAAGUGAAGUCAAACAGUUAUCGAAAAGUUCGCCCCCAGUUCAAGCAACUGAUGGUGCCGUGACAAUUACCAGGUUUGCUGAGAAGCAUCGUCGGCUUCUAAAUGCUUUUAUCAGACGAGAUCCCACUUUGUUGGAGAAGUCACUUUCCAUGCUACUAAAAGCACCAAGGUUAUUGGACUUUGAUAACAAGCGGGCAUAUUUCCGUUCUAGAAUUAGCGAGCAACAUCUAGGGGGUUCACUGCACAUAAGUGUUCGGCGGGCGUAUCUUUUAGAAGAUUCAUAUCAUCGGCUGCGGAUACGAUCCCUGCAGGAUAUGAAAGGCCGGUUAAAUGUCCGUUUUCAAGGUGAAGAGGGUAUUGAUGCUGGUGGUUUGACAAGAGAGUGGUAUCAGGUCUUGUCAAGGGUAAUCUUUGAUAAAGGGGCUUUGCUUUUUACUACUGGUGGAAACAAUGCGACAUUUCAGCCAAAUCCUAAUUCAGUUUAUCAGACCGAGCAUCUUUCUUACUUCAAAUUCAUUGGCCGUGUGGUUGCUAAAGCUCUGUUUGAUGGGCAAUUUUUGGAUGUAUACUUCACCCGAUCCUUUUAUAAGCACAUUCUUGGAGUGAAGGUUACAUAUCAUGACAUAGAGGCUGUUGACCCUGAUUACUAUAAGAACCUGAAGUGGAUGUUGGAGAAUGAUGUGAGUGACAUACCAGAUCUCACAUUUAGCAUGGAUGCGGAUGAAGAGAAGCACAUCCUCUACGGGAAAACACAGGUGAGUGAUUAUGAGCUCAAACCGGGUGGAGGAAAUAUAAGGGUGACAGAAGAAACAAAACACGAGUACGUGGAUCUUGUUGCAGAUCAUAUACUGACAAAUGCAAUACGUCCUCAAAUCAAUUCCUUCUUAGAGGGAUUCAGCGAAUUGAUACCCAGAGAACUUAUUUCCAUUUUUAAUGAUAAAGAACUUGAGCUUCUCAUCAGCGGGCUUCCAGAAAUCGAUUUGGGAGAUCUUAAGGCCAACACUGAUUAUAGCGGCUACACGGCAUCUUCUAGAUUAAUUACGUGGUUUUGGGAGGUUGUUAAUGCAUUCAACAAGGAAGAUAGAGCAAGAAUGCUUCAGUUUGUGACUGGUACAUCAAAGGUUCCAUUGGAGGGUUUCAAGGCGUUGCAAGGUAUAUCGGGGCCGCAAAGGUUUCAGAUUCACAAAGCUUAUGGAACCCCAGAGAGGCUUCCUUCGGCUCAUACCUGCUUCAACCAGUUAGAUCUGCCUGAAUACACAUCUAAAGAACAGCUCCAAGAACGGCUUCUGCUAGCGAUUCAUGAAGCCAGUGAAGGUUUUGGGUUUGGAUAGUGAUGUCACGAUGUUACCUGACGCGGUCUUUUUGUUGGAUUUUUUUAGCCCGCUUGUGAGGAUAACAGUGUAUAGUAAUAUAUCUGUUGGGUAGACAUUAUUCACUGUAAAUACUAGGUUAUUGAUUUAUUGGCAUUGCAACAUUACAUGGUGCGCGCACAGUUCAUUCAUUAGAUUUUCAUCACUGUAGUCACAUCCAAUCGCGUCAAAAACGUCGUAAGAUGUAGACCGCCAUCACUUGUGUAGUAUUAUGUAAAGUGGCAGA
Molecule: messenger RNA, 10480 nt
Organism: Erigeron canadensis
Lineage: Eukaryota; Viridiplantae; Streptophyta; Magnoliopsida; Asterales; Asteraceae
Product: E3 ubiquitin-protein ligase UPL1
Exons: 17
Coding region: 1-10215 (3404 amino acids)
Biological process (GO): protein polyubiquitination; positive regulation of protein catabolic process; proteasome-mediated ubiquitin-dependent protein catabolic process
Molecular function (GO): ubiquitin-protein transferase activity; protein binding
Source: RefSeq, a predicted model, not a curated record